AUGGGUCACAAUCUAUUGGCAAGAAGAUCACCGCCUUCCUUGAAAAGUAUGGUAUCAAGCAACACAUGUCCACUCCAAGAUAUCCGUAAGAAUAGACUGGAAGGCACCAAAGGAAAAUGGGUAGAUGAGCUCCAUGGAUUACUUUGGGCUUAUCAAACAACCAAAAGGAGAUCAGCCGGUGAAACCCCAUUUUCCUUAGCUUACGAAAUUGAGGCAAUCAUUCCUCCGCACAUCACUGUCCCGUCUAUGAGCAUUGAGGUGGGUAGUAUUGGUCAGAACUCCAAACAAAUGAAGGUCAACCUCGAUCUACUUGAGGGAGAAUGCGAGAGAGCCAUUGUCCAAGUUGCCUCUUACUAG
Messenger RNA from Prunus armeniaca (apricot), 357 nucleotides. NCBI's taxonomy places the organism in Eukaryota, Viridiplantae, Streptophyta, Magnoliopsida, Rosales, Rosaceae. The record is from the annotation of a GenBank genome assembly.